AUGCCUGCCCGCAAAAAAGAGAGUAAAAAGGCAGGCGCUGGGCGGUCUUCCAAGCCGGAUGAGCCGUCUACGUCUGUGGUGACUACCGACAUUGUGACGCUGCCUGUCGCUACGCUGCAGGACGAGGCGGCGUCGAGUGUCCCCCCCGUCUUUACCCGUGACGGGAGCUACGUGUUCUUGGUGCAGCACUGCACUGUGCUGGUUAUAUCGCGCGCGACGAACCAGGUUGUGGCGACGCUGUCUGGCGAGGUGACCGUGCCUGCGCAGCGGCAUCGUGCGCCGAUCACCGGCAUGUUGCUGAGCCCCUUCAACCCCCUCCAGCUGCUGACCUGUUCGCUGGACGGCACGAUCAAGACGUGGGACUAUCUCGACUCGGAGCUGCACGACGACAUGAAUGUCGGCUACCCCGUGUGUGCGAUGGGUGCGAAUGCCAUGUGGAAGCACCGCCUGUUUGUCGCUGUCGCCAAAGAAGGCGAGAGCGGCACGAGCUCGUCGAAGCGCAACACGACCAUCUACUCGCUGCAGCUCGGCCGCGCGUCGAUCCAGACACACAAAGCCGUGAAGCAGGUACGCCUCGGCAAGGCCCGCGACGUGGCGCACCUCGCUGUGUCGCCGAACGGCGCGUGGCUCGUGGCCCUGAGCGGCAGCAAAGUCCACCUCCUUUCUCUGCAUGAUACCAGCGCCGGCUUUGUCAAGUACAGCAGCGAGUCGCGGCUCACUGCGCUCGCGUUUCAUCCCGACGCCAACACGCCGCGCUUUGCGACGGGUGAGGCGAACGGCAAGAUCAAAGUGUGGUACUGCCUCGAGCAGUUUGCCGCGCUCGGGCGCGUGCCCGACGGUAGGGACGCGGCGCUGACCACGACGCUGCACUGGCACGCACACGGCGUCGCCGCGCUGCAGUACACGCCCGACGGCGCGCAGCUCCUGUCGGGUGGCGAAGAAGGCGUGCUGGUCCUCUGGAAGCUGAGCAGCGGCCAGGCCGCCGGCUCGGACGCGCGCGAGUACGUGCCGCGUCUCGGCGCGGGCAUUGUUGCGGUGGCCGUGGCGCAUGGCUUUGACAACCGCGAGCAAGAGUACGUCGCGCGUCUCGCAGACGGCAGUGUGGCGUUUGUCGCGAGUCUCAGCCUGAAGCUGCAGCGCAGCUUUGCGACGGUCAAGUGCGACGCGACGCGCGCGCUCCUCGACCGCGAUGCGCGUGCCGCGCUGCCGCACCCCCUUGCGCUUGACGCGGCCGCCGGCCACGUCGUGCUGACUGCCGGCCACCCCUCGACGCUGCAGUUUGUCGACGUCGGCUCGCAUGUGCACAUUCGCGACGUCGAGGUCGCCCCUUCGAACCGCGUGUCGCGCCCAGAGGACGAGGCGCUGACGCCCCCGCGCGUCCAGCACGUCGCCUUUUCGCACACGCCCGGCGCGGCGCACACCGAGUGGAUGGCGACGGUCGACGGCCGCGAAGGCGGUGCCUACACGAGCGAGCUCUCGCUAAAGCUCUGGCAGUGGGAUGCACGCCGCAAGACGUACGUGCUGAAUACCCGGAUCGACCACCCCCACGAGCAAAACAUCACUGCCUUGAGCUUCUCGCCGCGGGCGGGCGACGGCCUGCUGCUCGCCACCGCCGGCGCCGAGGGCCAGAUCAAGACGUGGCGCCUGACCGAGCGCAAGCUCAAAGGCGCGCGUACCGAGACCUUUUGGGUGUGCCGCUCGUCGCUCGGCUACCGCGGGACGACGCCGCGCGCGAUUGCCUGGGCGCCGGACGGCUCGCUGUUUGCCGUCGCCCAAGGCGUGUUUGUCACGCUCUGGGACCCGGAUACCCUUGUGAUGCAGGCGCGCCUCGCUGCGCCGGAGCUGCGUGCGGCAGAACAGUGCGUGUUUGUCGGCCGCAAAGGGCGGUUCCUCGCGGCGCUGGGCGCGUCGCGCCUCUUGAUCUGGGACCUGAUCGGCCAGAACGUGGUGUACACUGCGCCGUACGCCGUAAAGCACAUUGUCGCGCACCGCGACGGCAUCCUGGCCUCGGUCGACGAUGCGGACGGCACGCUCCUCUACUUUGUCCAGCCGCAGCGCCGCGACGCCGCGGCGGUGUACCGCGCGCCGCGCCUCUUGCACGGCGCGCUGCUCAACGUCGCGCCUGCCAGCGAGGAGGUGCAGCUGAUUGGCCUCGGUGCGGACGGCGCGCUGCUGGGCCUCGGUGCCGCGGCCAAGAAGCCUGCGCCGGUCGCGCACACGCUGCACGGCGUUGCGCUGCACGAUGCGCGUGCGACGCUCUUUGACGAGCUGUUUGGCGUGGAGGAUGCCGAGCACGAGCGCGUCGAGGCGAUGCUGCGUGCCGACCAGGAGCGCAUGACGGCGUCGGCCGCCGAUGCGUCGGUCGGCGAGGCGCUUGCGCUGUUCAGCGCGCCGUCGCACCUUCUCCCCCCGGUCACGACGCUGCUGGACGCGUACGUCGACGCGCUGCUGCCGAAAGCGCCCGUGUCGGUCGCCGAGCCGAUUGCCGCCGUCGAGACGCCUACGACGCCGCUCGAGGCGCCGAUGCCUGCGCUCACGACGCAGGACCGCAUUGCCGAGGCGCGCGAUGCGGAUCUCGACCACCUCACGAUUGCCUUUGACGCCAUGCUCCCGUCCGAGCCGGCCGCCGCGCCCCUGCCGAAAGGCAAAGGCGGCAAGCGGCGUGUGUCGAAAAGUAUGUAA
This is a messenger RNA of Malassezia japonica, 2682 nucleotides long. It is a transcript of the gene NAN1, whose product is annotated as NET1-associated nuclear protein 1. Gene Ontology annotation, molecular function: protein binding; RNA binding. Gene Ontology annotation, cellular component: nucleolus. Lineage: Eukaryota; Fungi; Basidiomycota; Malasseziomycetes; Malasseziales; Malasseziaceae. Gene Ontology annotation, biological process: positive regulation of rRNA processing; positive regulation of transcription by RNA polymerase I. The coding region runs from base 1 to 2682 and encodes 893 amino acids. The transcript has a single exon. The record is from RefSeq and is a predicted model, not a curated record.